Messenger RNA from Rubroshorea leprosula, 1736 nucleotides. The record is from the annotation of a GenBank genome assembly. NCBI's taxonomy places the organism in Eukaryota, Viridiplantae, Streptophyta, Magnoliopsida, Malvales, Dipterocarpaceae.
CACAUGUAAUAAAAUUAAUUUUUUUUAAAUGGAACCAAAAUUUAAAGUUUAGAUCUACCUACAAGAACACAAUGAGAGAGAGAUCGAGAGAGAGAGGGCGAGGUUGGGAGAGAAGGGUCGACAGCAGAACACGAGGACAGCGGACAACACAGCGGUAUGAGGGUAUCCAGAUGCAGAGCAAGGAUCGGCCAAUGCAGUUUUAUGGGGGUUUUGAGAAGAAAGUAUACAAUCAAGCAACUCCAUUCUUCUUCACAAACUUUCCAGAAGACUGGACUUUUGAACAGAUGUGGAGAACUUUCAACAGGUUGGACAGGGGUAGGGUGAUCGAGAUUGAAUGCCCAAAGAAGAGGGAUCGGCUGGGAAGGAGAUUUGGGUUUGUUAGAUUCUUGGAGGUUAAAGAUACUGGUGAGCUGGAAAGAAAGUUGAAUCAGAUUCAAAUUGCAGGAAUCAAACUUCAAGCCAACAAACCACGGUUUGGUAAAACAUGGCAUGAAAAACAGCACCACUGGAACACAGAAAAUAUAAGGAGAGGGAUGGUUAAAGAUGAUGCUGAAUGGCAACAGAAAAAGUCUUAUGCGGAUGCAGUCAAAGGAAUGACAGCAGAAAACAAAGUGCAUGGAAUGAGAAGGGGACACUUCCACGGAGUGGAAGGAAGGGAUCAUACCAAAACUAACAGUGCAAAUGAGCAAAGAAGAUGGAGAUGGAAGCCUAAAAUACAACCACAAGCAUGGACAGGAAUGGAGCUCAAAGUUAACAAGGAAGAGUACCAGUGGCUGGAGAAAUGUUUUGUUGGGACUGUUCAUUCUAUAAGCUUGAUUCCAACUUUGCAGGAGAAAUUUUAUAUGGAAGGAGUCUUUUACUGCAAGAUCAGAGCAAUGGGAGGAAGGUUGGUGUUGUUAGAAGGAAAUGAAUAUGAAGACUUAAAGGAGCUGGUCGAAAAUGGCAAAGAUUGGUUAGGAAAUUGGUUCGAAGAAAUCAAACCAUGGUCACCAAACAUGGUGGCAAGGGAGAGGUUCGCAUGGAUUAGAUGCUUGGGAUUACCUCCACACGCAUGGAAGAUGGAUCCACACGCAUGGAAGAUGGACUUUUUCCAAUCACUCGGAAAUCUGUGGGGCACUUUUGUUUCGGUGGAUGAUAGCACAAGCAAGAAAAAACGCCUUGACGUUGCUCGAUUCCUCUUAUCAACGCCUGUAACGGAAUCCAUUUCAAAAUCUUUAUCAAUAAAGGUUAAUGGAAUCAUUUUUACAGUUAAGUUCUCUGAGGAGGAGUCCAGCAACGGGAUGCAUGUUAUGAAUACAGAUUUUAAGAUUAAAGAAGCUUACGAGGAAGGCGAGGAAUCUUCAACGGACGGAUUUGUCAGUACAGAUUUCAACAUGCCUGGAAUGGAAGCUGCAGAAAAUAGAGGAUUUGAAGAAGAUGAUGACGUGGAGAUUCAAUUAGGAGUGCAGGAGACAAAUCAGCAAGAGGCGGAGAGAAAUAUGGACACGGUGGCAUCAUCAGAGGGGGACACAUCAAUUGUUAAGAAGAAGGGUCAACCAAAUGGACAAGAAAGGAGUGUGUUAGGUUCUGGAGAAGUAGUAGAAGAUGAAGAUUUGGUGUCAGCGGGAACAGCCGAAAAGCAGCAGAGUUCAGGGAGCGCAACAGAGAGAGUAUCGAGAACAGCCACAGUUUCAAUAAUGGGGAAAGGAGAGAGAUAGGGGGGGAGAAAAUUUCAAAAAUAACAACGGACAAAAUUG